Messenger RNA from Neofelis nebulosa (Clouded leopard), 1247 nucleotides. Its product is annotated as membrane-spanning 4-domains subfamily A member 4A-like. The record is from RefSeq and is a predicted model, not a curated record. Bases 197 to 1081 code for a protein of 294 amino acids. Gene Ontology annotation, cellular component: membrane; Golgi apparatus. The transcript has 7 exons. Lineage: Eukaryota; Metazoa; Chordata; Mammalia; Carnivora; Felidae.
UUUUUGCACCAAAGAUAUCUCAACAAUUCUUUCUCGGCCGACAGCUCUGAAACCCCACCACUCCAACACCCCAUCAGUGUGGGUCCCAGUCGUUGAGGAUCUGGGCAAACACAGACUUCUGCCUAGUCCCGAAGAGGAGCACAGCAGUGGGGAGGAGCUGGUGUUGAGAACACGUGUGCCCUUUGAUAUAGUCUUUAUGUGUGAGAAGUGGAGCUCGAUUAUUAUCUUAGCUGAAGCACAUCACAGAUACUCAUCUGGGAAGGUUGAGAUAAGUCACAGGAAACAAAUGGCCAACCCGGGACCCCAAGCAGAGUCUUGUUCACGCAUCAUACAUCAGAGCAGGUCACUGUCUUUGAACACUGUGAAUUCGAGACCACGCCGCAGAAGGCACAACCACCCAUUUGUGUGUGCUGAGGAGAUGCAUAGAAACACAGGGACAUUUGAGGCAGAGACAGCCCGGGACUACACGAUAAACCUUCCUGAGAGUGAGAGUAUAACCCAACCACACUGGCCAGGUACCUGGGUUUUGCCCUCGCAGCAGCAGAGUCUGCUGCUCUUCCUGAAGGGGCAGCCCCAGGUCUUAGGGGUGGCUCAGAUCCUGAUUGGGCUGAUAAUACUGUGCCUGGGUGUGACAAUCAGUCCUUUCCCCCUAUAUGACUAUGAUUCUCAAUUUUGCAUUACCACUGAACUACGCUAUCACCUAUGGGGACCCUUCUCUUUCUUCAUAUCUGGAGCGCUGUCCAUUGCUGCUGGAAGGAAAGUAACCAAGGGUUUGAUCCAAGGCAGCCUGGGAAUGAAUACAGUCAGUGCCACCGUAGCAGGCAUUGGCAUAAUUGUGAUAAUUUUUGAAGAAAUAAUCAUGUAUGACACAGUGAUGUGGAAGUUUUCCUAUGCAGUUGCAUUUAUAGGCAUGCUAACCGGACUGCUGCUCUUGUCUCUGGCGGAAGGCUGCAUUGCUCUGGCUCUCUCCAUAUUUGUGUGCAGGGCGGCCUGUUCCAUCAACAAGGUGGUGGUUUUCUUGCCAAAUAAUGACAACAGCCCCUCUCCUGACCAUUUGUAUGACGAGGUCGCAUUUCAAUAGAUCCCUGUGGUGUGGCAUUUCCAGUCAGUUUGACCUAUUGAAUCUCCCUCAGUUGGCUGUUUACCACAUGGGACUAAGACUGAGAGUACAUCUGUCUGACUGUUCUUAAGUUUACAUACAUGGAAUCUUGCUGUGACAAAACACAGGAUAAUAAAGACUGUUUUUA